CUACACUCACUGACUCUUCCACCAAUAUCUACCUUUGUCUUAAUGAGGUGAAAUUAUAGGCAACCAUUCUUACUUUCUAAAUACCCUUACUUGUUGGCCACUAUCAUCAUCCACAUCGGUGGUCUAGGUGCCUGAUACUCGGGUACCCGCUCCGUGUUUCUGCCUGGCCAGUACCCACGGUUAGAUACCUCCAGUUACCCCAGCUCAAGCUCCCACCUCCGAUAGCCCCGUCCGUGCCAUGUGCCUAAAUCGUCAUCCAACGCAUCCAUACUGGAAGUAGGCAACAAUGGCUCCACCAGAACUCUCACUCAUCUACUUGAGAUAAAAGCCCAACAACUGCCUGGAUGUGAUUCCACUUCAGCUGCACCCUUUUACUCCUGUCUAUCUACCCACCAUCUGUUUUUGAACAACAAUAAUGUCUCAAUCAACUCCCCAAAUACUACGCAUUCCAAGAUCAGAUGACACCGAAAGAUAUGUGCUUCUCCACGUCUCUCGCCCAAAGGACUCCCAGUUCGAUAUAGAUGUCAUUGCCACUGAAGGGGAAAGCCCAUAUUCGGGCACUGUAAGACAGAAACGCCUUAAAGACCUUCGCGCAAAAAACUACCAUGGGAGCGACGAUGAGUGGAUCAAAAUCCUGUCGUACGUUUUUGGUCAGGAACAAUGCAACGCAGGGCAGGGCUUGUUAUCCGGUAUUGAAUCAUCAGCCAGCAUCGUUGGAUCUGACGAUGAGGACAAAGAGAUGAUCAUCACGAUAAGGAAACGCGUACAGUCUAUAACUCAAAGGCUUGGUUCUCUGACCCUUAAGCAAAACGAUGACCAAGCCAUCGAGCUUUUCGAUUGGUCUGGUGUAGCCGUCUCGAGAGCGCAACAUCUCGAGCAGCAGCUAUCUACCUUGACUGAUCGUUACCAAGCCGCAGAGACCACGAUUGAUGAGCUCACUAAACAGCUACAAGACUUUGUCCAAACCAAAAACCAACACGAGGAGCAACUGAUGGGGAAUUUCGCCCAGCUCUUGAAUGAGAAGAAGCUCAAGAUCCGUAACCAACAACGACUGUUAUCAUCCGCCAAAGUAGACCCAGAGAAAAUGUCUGCCCUUGAUACGACACUGGCGGACGGGUCUCCCGUACAUCAGGGUCAGACUGGGAAGCGCGGUGUCCCUCAACCCACCGACGACGUAUCCGAGAGCGAAGACGGGUUCGAGGAAAUGCAAAUCGACGAUAGUGGGCCGAAACAGAGCGAGCAACCAAACGAAGAAGCACAAGCUGCACAACAGCGAGAUUGGGACGAUGAUUCCACGACCGGGGGGUCUGCUUCAUCGACCACUGAUGCAUCGGAUAAUGAGAAGACAUCAGGCGACAAAGAAGCAGCACCAGGUGGUCCGACUAUCAAGAAAGCACCCCUGGUGCCUCCACCGCGCAGAUCUCUGCCUUUCCAGAAGAGAUCCAAAAGCGACAUGCCACAGGUGGCCAGAAAGGAGGAUGCCGGAGUAGGCAGUACGGAAGGAUCUGAUGAUGAUGAAUUGUAAACUUUGUUUAUGGUGAUUGGCAAAUAGGAUACCUCUCUUCCAUCUAAUUCAACUUUCCAUGUCUACUGGGGGGUUUCUAAGCCGUAUGUGCAACCGGGCUGUGGUUAAAUCACGGAUAGGUCUAGUGAUCCCAAGUU
Messenger RNA from Aspergillus campestris IBT 28561, 1662 nucleotides. RefSeq lists its product as uncharacterized. Gene Ontology annotation, biological process: double-strand break repair; DNA recombination. The record is from RefSeq and is a predicted model, not a curated record. Lineage: Eukaryota; Fungi; Ascomycota; Eurotiomycetes; Eurotiales; Aspergillaceae. The transcript is spliced from 4 exons. Gene Ontology annotation, cellular component: nucleus. Bases 416 to 1525 code for a protein of 369 amino acids. Gene Ontology annotation, molecular function: DNA binding.